Messenger RNA from Paramuricea clavata, 1153 nucleotides. The record is from the annotation of a GenBank genome assembly. Lineage: Eukaryota; Metazoa; Cnidaria; Anthozoa; Malacalcyonacea; Plexauridae.
UUAUAGUGCAAGUUCAGAGUUUUCAGGUAUCACACACGAUGCUACAGCUUUUGUUGGUUGCGUUGCUGGCAAGGUUGGUAAGCCUAAGUUGUUACAGAAAGUACCAGUACAGUUUACAUGUUAAAGAAUUAAGUUGAAUGUAUUAUAUUACCAAUUUCCAAGGUUAUUGACUACACUGCUUAUAUUGUUUUAGUGUUGUGCAUGUUUUGGCCCCAAAGGUGGAAGAGGGCAUUAUUGCAGCAGAAAUUGUAAAGCUGUCAAUGGUGGUACUAUCAUAACUGGCAAGGUUUACGUUUGGUUCUGGAUACGAACACGAAUGCCGAAACGAUUGUGGAAAAGAUGUAUGGAAUUUAAGAUGAAGACAGAAGCUGGGAAAUCUGAAUCUUAUUAUAUUGAUAGAGCAACUGGUACUGCCCAUAAGGUAUUGUUUACUAGUAACAGACACUUUCUGGAUUUGCAUGUUUGUUAUAAAUGGCAUCAUGUCGGAAAAGUACCAAUUGGAAGCGUCUAUUUAUCCAAAAACGAAAUAAGUAAUAGAAUUAGGUCAAAAAAUAUCAAAACGUAUUGAUACGAAAAUUUGUGGGACUAAUGUGCAUUGCCCAAGGACAAAUUGAUUAAAUUGGGGGUUAAAUUUGGAUCAAAAUUGUCUUACUUUGCCGGGCAGAAUUACACUGCAUGAUAACUAGCCCAUUGUAUAAUACACGACAGUUUAACUUAAUUUACUGGCGUAAGUAUGCUGCAGUCUCGUGAGAUUCAUGAAAUUUUAAAAAAAUAUAUUUUUAAGAACUACGAAAUUCGUUCUUUUACAGGGUACAUGUUCUAAACAAUUUCAGGCAUUCCUUAAUGAAGGUGUAAGUAUACUGUAUCAAUAUGGCAUUUUUUAAUACUUUUAUCUUUCGAAAUCGUACGUUGGAAAUUACCAUACUUCAAUCUGAAAUUUACUUUCUUCAAUAAUAUUAGCUUACCGCAUAUUUUAACCAAAACAAAACCAACAAAACCCUCAUUCAAUCUCUUUCAGACACUCGUAGUUAAAAACAAAGAAAGCCUCAACAACAUUCCACCACUACCAGGAUUGCUCUCAUAUCGUGAGGAUAACGAAAAACUUUAUGUGAAGAAAGGAAAUAAAUGGGAUGCUUUUGGCAGUGAAAAUGAG